UAGAGAUCAGACCAUGUGAGGGCCGGAGAGUACAAAUAGCGCGGUGGGCGCGGGCUCCGCACGCAGCGGCCGCGGGCCUCGAGGGCGCGAGGGUGGCCCGCAGCCGGAUCAGCCGUGCAGGGUGUCCAAGAGAGAAAAACAAACCAAAUCUAGAACACAUUGUUUGGCUGACAAUGACUGUGGCUGCCUUCUCCCUUCCCCAGGGUUCAUCUUCUGGGAUGGUCCUUCCCCUACAUCACCCUCAUCCCUGGAUUUAAGUUAGAGCUCUCAAUCUUGUCACCAUAACAUUCAGAGGAGAUCCACAAAGCCAAGAACCAAGAACUAGUUUGGGUCCUUGGUAGAUGGGCAUCAGUAUCAUCUACUAGCCAGCAGGAUGGAGACCACACCCCUGAAUUCCCAGAAGGCACUUUCAGCAUGCAAGGCUGGAGAGGACUGUCUGGAAAACAGUGUUCUACAGAAGGGCACCCCCACCUCAGGGGACAAGGCAGAGUCUAGCCGAAUAUCCAAUGGGUACUCUGCAGUUCCCAGCACCAGUGCAGGGGAUGAUGCUCAGCACUCUAUCCCAGUAGCCACCACCACCCUGGUGGCUGAGAUUCAUCAAGGGGAGCGGGAAACUUGGAACAAGAAGGUGGAUUUUCUCCUCUCUGUCAUUGGCUAUGCUGUGGACCUGGGCAAUGUCUGGCGUUUUCCAUACGUAUGCUACCAGAAUGGAGGAGGUGCCUUCCUCCUGCCCUACGCUAUCAUGGCCAUCUUUGGGGGGAUCCCACUCUUUUACAUGGAGCUUGCACUGGGCCAGUACCACCGAAAUGGAUGCAUUUCUAUAUGGAGGAAAAUCUGCCCGAUUUUCAAAGGGAUUGGCUAUGCCAUCUGCAUCAUCGCCUUUUAUAUUGCCUCCUACUACAAUACCAUCAUAGCCUGGGCGCUUUACUACCUCAUCUCCUCCUUCACGAGCCAGUUGCCCUGGACCAGCUGCAUGAACUCUUGGAACACUGGCAACUGCACCAACUACUUCUCUGAGGACAACAUCACCUGGACUCCCCAUUCCACAUCCCCUGCUGAGGAAUUUUACAUGCGUCAUGUCCUGCAAAUCCACCAGUCCAAGGGACUCCAGGAACUGGGGGGCAUCAGCUGGCAGCUUGCUCUCUGCAUCAUGUUUAUCUUCACCAUUAUCUACUUCAGCAUCUGGAAAGGUGUCAAAACAUCAGGCAAGGUGGUAUGGGUGACAGCCACCUUCCCUUAUAUCAUCCUUUCUGUCCUGUUGGUGAGAGGGGCCACCCUCCCUGGAGCCUGGAAAGGGGUCAUCUUCUACUUGAAACCCAAUUGGCAGAAACUCCUGGAGACAGAAGUGUGGGUGGAUGCUGCUGCUCAGGUCUUCUUCUCUCUUGGUCCAGGCUUUGGGGUGCUCCUGGCUUUUGCUAGUUACAACAAGUUCAACAACAACUGCUACCGAGAUGCCCUGGUGACCAGUAUGGUGAAUUGCAUGACCAGCUUCAUUUCGGGCUUUGUCAUCUUCACGGUGCUUGGGUACAUGGCUGAGAUGAGGAACGAAGAUGUGUCUGAGGUGGCCAAAGAUGCAGGCCCCAGCCUCCUCUUCAUCACAUAUGCAGAAGCUAUAGCCAACAUGCCAGCAUCCACAUUCUUUGCCAUUAUCUUCUUCCUCAUGUUAAUCACACUGGGCUUGGACAGCACGUUUGCAGGACUGGAGGGCGUGAUCACAGCUGUGCUAGAUGAGUUUCCACACGUCUGGGCCAAGCGCAGGGAGUGGUUUGUGCUCAUUGUGGUCAUCACAUGUGUCUUCGGAUCCCUAAUCACACUGACUUCUGGUGGGGCCUAUGUAGUGAAGCUGCUGGAAGAGUAUGCCACGGGCCCUGCAGUGCUCACCGUGGCACUUAUAGAAGCAGUUGCUGUGUCUUGGUUCUAUGGUAUCAAUCAGUUCUGUAGUGAUGUGAAGGAAAUGCUUGGCUUCAGCCCUGGAUGGUUCUGGAGGAUCUGCUGGGUGGCCAUCAGCCCCCUGUUUCUCUUGUUCAUCAUUUGCAGUUUUCUGAUGGGCCCACCUCAUCUACGACUUUUCCAAUAUAAUUAUCCCCACUGGAGUAUCAUUCUGGGUUACUGCAUAGGAACUUCAUCUAUCAUCUGCAUCCCUAUGUAUAUAAUUUAUCGACUGAUCAUCACUCCAGGGACACUUAAAGAGCGCAUCAUUAAAAGUAUUACUCCAGAAACACCAACAGAAAUUCCCUGUGGGGACAUUCACUUGAAUGCUGUGUAACAGACACCAAUGGGAGGGAAAGGCUUCCCAGUCACCUCUUUCAUGUCCCACCUUGCUUUCUCCCCUCUAAGUUGAAUGAGUUUCCAGCCAAGCCUGAUGAUGGAAAGUCCUUCUUCAUGGACAUGCAGUCCUAAAAGACUAUGGUGCCCAGACUCUUGUGGCUUCCAACCACUUCCCUCCAUGAAAACUCCUGGACAUAUUUGCUACAUUAGAUGGUGACACAGUUGAACUGGCCUCUUUUGGACAUGUGGGGGGGUGUAUUGAGGUGAUGAAAUCUACCCAAUCAUCAGUUAGCAUUAGUUUUAGAAUUAAGCCUGUGAGAGUCUCCUGUAUCUUUGUUUUGGUGUGAUCAUGUUAUCUGACAUUUGUUUGCUUCUAAGACUUCAUUGUUCAUGAAUCCAUACAUCUAGGAGAAAUACAGGGAUGUCUUGCUAGCCAUAUAUUUUCUGAGCAGCAUAGAAUUCUAUAGCUAGAAUCUAAUAGAGCCUUCUAACCCAUGUGCUGCUGUGGAAUCAGGAAAGGAAAACAUAAAGAUGCUAAACUGAAAAAUAAUGCAUCUGUGUCUGUACAGUGUUGUGUCUGUGAACUCUUAUCUUAUUCCCAAUACUUUGAGUCCAUUACAAACUAUAUAAACUUGCCCUAAUUUUUCUUACAUUA
Molecule: messenger RNA, 2923 nt
Organism: Nannospalax galili (Upper Galilee mountains blind mole rat)
Lineage: Eukaryota; Metazoa; Chordata; Mammalia; Rodentia; Spalacidae
Gene: Slc6a4
Product: solute carrier family 6 member 4
Exons: 15
Coding region: 374-2266 (630 amino acids)
Biological process (GO): sodium ion transmembrane transport; serotonin uptake
Cellular component (GO): plasma membrane; neuron projection
Molecular function (GO): serotonin binding; serotonin:sodium:chloride symporter activity
Source: RefSeq, a predicted model, not a curated record